This is a messenger RNA of Drosophila subpulchrella, 1576 nucleotides long. It is a transcript of the gene lolal, whose product is annotated as longitudinals lacking protein-like. Gene Ontology annotation, biological process: regulation of transcription by RNA polymerase II. Gene Ontology annotation, cellular component: nucleus. The coding region runs from base 303 to 686 and encodes 127 amino acids. Lineage: Eukaryota; Metazoa; Arthropoda; Insecta; Diptera; Drosophilidae. Gene Ontology annotation, molecular function: protein binding. The transcript has 4 exons. The record is from RefSeq and is a predicted model, not a curated record.
AGCAGAGGUGAGUCGAGUGCGGGACAAAAAAAAAAGAAGCGUGUAUGUAUUAAAAUUGAAACAAAAAGAUCUAGAAAAAACGUGUCCACGGCGCAAUUAGCGUGCUCCUGCGGCGGCUGGCAGGCGAUUUACGCAUUGAGUGCGGACAAGUAAACCCAAUCGAAAACCCACGGAUUAAGUGGUCUGCUGUGCGAAUUAAGCCCAUCCACAACGGUGAACCUUUCGGCCAAUAGUCCAAAUUAAGCCUCCUGCCCACAGAAUUAAGUCCACAGUGUGACGCCCCCACCAACAAAAGCUUCUUCAUGAUGUCGUCGGAUCAACAGUUCUUUCUGAAAUGGAACGAUUUUCAAACGAAUAUGGUGACCUCGUUCCGUCACUUGCGCGACGAGAAGAGCUUCACAGAUGUUACACUCGCCUGCGAGGGUCAAACCUGCAAAGCCCACAAAAUGGUGCUUUCGGCUUGCAGUCCCUACUUCAAAGCGCUACUAGAGGAGAACCCGUCUAAGCACCCGAUUAUCAUCCUGAAAGAUGUCUCUUACAUCCACCUACAGGCUAUACUGGAGUUCAUGUACGCCGGCGAGGUGAACGUGUCCCAGGAACAGUUGCCAGCAUUUCUUAAGACCGCCGAUCGCCUCAAAGUGAAAGGCCUGGCAGAGACACCCAGUUCAAUAAAGCGGGAGGGUUGAUGGUAUUAAACAAUAAAACAAACAAGAAAAAAAAAAAAAAAUACAUAAAAAUAACAACAACCAACUAUAAGAAACUUAUAUGUAUGCAAGAAAACAAAAUUCCAAACAGAGAUGAAAGAGAAAACGUAACAUUUGGUAUACAAAUUCAUGUAAGAGUACACUAGGAGGAAGAUGAACACCAAGAGACAACCACACAAAGCUGACAGAUUCAAAUGAUUAGCCUGUAAAGUAAAGGUGGUGGCCAAAUCCACCCGCCCACUCCCACACACCCACUCAUUCACAUCUGACCUUCCGAUUUGCAAAACCAGAAAAAAGAAGAACAACACUUACCCACGCCCCCACAGAACUUGAUUUGAAUUUUGUAUUCGUUUGAUUUCUGCAUAAAAUAGUUUGUAAUAUAUUAUUAACAACUACAAGAAACGAAACACACCACUCUGUAUAAAUGAAACGAUAUGGACAGCCCCUAAACAAAACAAAAAACGCACUUUUGUAAAGUAAUUAAAAAAGGAUUCAUUAAAAAUAUAUAAAGAUAAUUAUAAAUAUAGUGUGAAAUGUGCAAGUAGAAGGAAAAAGCCACAACGGGCGCGAAUAUUACAACACAUUCGGUUAGUUUUUAAGCCACUAACUACAACCCCAGACAUGCCACGCCUCCAGACAGACAAAACUCAUUUUCAUCUAAACUUAAACAAUAAAAUAGAAACAAAUGCAAAAUUGUACUUUAAUUUUUGUGUGUGGACAUACGCGACCUAUUUUCAAAUUUUUCAAUAUACACGAGAUAUAUUUUAAUAACUAACGAAAAGAAAACGUUUCAUGUGAAGCUAUCAAUUCUACUUAGUUAAAGAAAAGAGUAAGAAUCGAUAGAAAGAAAAAUAAAACUUGAGUAAAAACUA